This is a messenger RNA of Hemicordylus capensis (graceful crag lizard), 1948 nucleotides long. It is a transcript of the gene NKAIN3, whose product is annotated as sodium/potassium transporting ATPase interacting 3. The coding region runs from base 233 to 868 and encodes 211 amino acids. Gene Ontology annotation, biological process: regulation of sodium ion transport. The record is from RefSeq and is a predicted model, not a curated record. The transcript has 7 exons. Lineage: Eukaryota; Metazoa; Chordata; Lepidosauria; Squamata; Cordylidae.
AGGGGCGCAGGCGGGCGCCGGAUGCUUUGCUCGGCGGCGGGGCUGCCCUCCUGAUCUUUUUCCCCGAGACCGAGACGAAGGGGAGCGCUCCCUCUGAGCCCUAACAAAGGGAUUUGGGCCGGCGCACGAGGCGAGGGCGGCAGCGGGGUCCGUCCGGAUGCGGUGAGAGCGGCUGCUCAGGCAAGGAGGAAAAGGCAGAAAACGGCGCUCCCGGCAUCACUCGCCUUCCACCAUGGGCUGCUGUACCGGACGCUGUACUCUGAUCUUCCUCUGCACGCUGCAGCUGUUAGCCGCCCUGGAGAGACAAAUCUUUGACUUUCUUGGAUUCCAGUGGGCACCUAUCCUUGGUAAUUUCCUGCACAUAAUAAUUGUCAUUUUGGGUUUGUUUGGAACCAUACAAUACAGACCUCGAUAUAUAGUUGUGUACUCAGUAUGGACUGCUCUCUGGGUCACAUGGAAUGUUUUCAUUAUCUGCUUCUAUUUGGAAGUAGGCGGGCUUUCUAAGGAAACUGAUCUCAUGACCUUUAACAUCUCAAUGCAUCGAUCCUGGUGGCGAGAACAUGGGCCAGGCUGCAUACGAAGAGUGGUGCGUCCUUCAGCUCCUGGAAUCUUAGACGAUUUUUCCUAUGUCUCUGUGACAGGCUGCAUCAUUGACUUCCAAUACCUAGAGGUCAUUCACAGCGCCAUCCAAAUAUUACUGUCCUUGAUUGGUUUUGUUUAUGCCUGUUACGUGAUCAGUGUUUUCAUGGAGGAAGAGGACAGCUUUGAUUUCAUAGGUGGACUUGACACAUACUGCUACCAACUGUCCCCCCAGGAACAUAUUGAUUUAAAGCCUGUAAAGCUUGUCGAAAUAAGUAAUGAACACUGAUGCAGCACUCGUGUUUGGCAGUAUUUUGCUGAGGAAUUGAAUUUUUCAAGGGAAGCACCAAUUCUGUGAGACCAGCUCAUAGAAGAAACACAUCAUGCAUCUAACCUGGACUGUCGAGUCCUCUACCAACGUGUGACGGAAUCCUUCAGUCACAGCCUCAAUUUUCUUAUUGUUGUUAGGUGGAUCCUUGUUAGAUGAUCUUGGAUUUUCUUUUAAUUAUUCACUUUUAUGGACACUUGUAAAUUAUAACUUUCUUUUGUAAGAUUUUUUUUUUUUUUUUUUUUUUAACAAAUAUCUAGUGUUUGGCAUGAAACAACUGAAUGUGUGAAAACAAGGAAAGGUGUCUUCUUUUUUCAGAAAUUGAGCCUGUAUUUUUGGACUGAUACAAUCAGACUGUGCCUGCAUGUGCUAAUGGUAACAUGACACAUAUGCCCCUCAGAUAAAACCUGCAGGUUGCAGUUCAGGGAGGGGAAGAUGAAACUGGGAUGCAACAUCCAACUUAGGCCUUUGGUGCCUAUAUCUCAACCUGCCAUGUACUGUAGGAACUGCCCAGUAACAGUUCUCUUUUAAUUGUAAUAGCAGUAUGGUUGCAUAAACUGUGCAUAUUUACUUGGAUAUAAGCCCCACUGAGUUCAAUGGUGCUUUCUCCCAAGUAAGAAUGCAUUGGAUUGCAGCCAAUGGCUGCUUCUUCCGCUUUGCCCCUCUCUUGUAUUCACUGUCACUGCCAGUGACGAGCAAAGAAGUGAAUGGAAACACUCUGUUUCAUUCUAUUGAAAUUCAGGGCUGAUGUCUGUAAUUUGCACAUCAUUUUAAUCUUUCUCCUAGGAAGGAAUCAAACAUGAAUGUGUAGUGCAUUGGGGUAAAAAAAAAUAUCAGGGCUGGCCAAUUGCAGCCUUACAAGCCUCUGAGGAUUCGUCGUGGUCUUAAUUUAAAAGUUGGCCAGAAGGCACUCAUUAUGAAAAUGUGUAUAAAAAUGUGUAAACUUACCUGUAAAUACCUUUAGAAUAAGAAUAUGUAUUAAUGUGUCAUUUUGUUUUUUAUUUGGUUUCCAAUGGCAUAAAAAGUGAGAGAAACAAGUGA